This is a messenger RNA of Solanum lycopersicum (tomato), 1745 nucleotides long. RefSeq lists its product as uncharacterized. The record is from RefSeq and is a predicted model, not a curated record. NCBI's taxonomy places the organism in Eukaryota, Viridiplantae, Streptophyta, Magnoliopsida, Solanales, Solanaceae.
UUAGCUUACUCUGUUCCUCUUUGUUCUGAAAUUAUCACACUUUGUUUGGAUAGUUGUUAUGUAUUGGUUCAUAAGGUAUUGUUUCGAUGAAUAGAUUAUAUUAUUAAGUUAGAAUUGAAACAAACACUGUACAAUAGGUAAAAAAACAUCCAAACCAGCUUUAGAUGCAUCACCUAGUUCUCAUUAAUCUGUAUAUACAUAUGCCUUUACCUUUGGCUGUACGGGAUAUUCAGGGUGUAGAUUUCCAAGCAGUACUGGAUUCCUUGCCAGUGAAAGAAGAAAGCGAUAGCAGCAAGGACGAAAGUGAGGAUUAUGUAUCAAACGAAGAUGACAAUAGCACCAACGAUGAAGAUAAGGAUGAUGUUAGUAAUCAGAGAAUUGUCGAGAAUACUGACUAUGAUUUAGAACUAGAACACGAUAAAUCUAUGUGGGAGAGCUACUUCAGACAGGUCUACGAGAGAAAGGGUUUUGAUAUUAAGGAUUAUCCUGGGCCGCCUCCGCUGCCUAAAUUCUUUCCCCUUCCAAGCUACUUGCGUAUCCGUAAAAAGUAUAGGAUGUUGAGGGGUUAUGCUGAAAGUGCACUUGAGAAAUACCAUGAUGAUACGGGCACUAACCAUGUAAUUGAGGGAAUUCUGAAUGUGAAGAGAGGUGGCUCUCGUGACUACAUUUACUAUCUUAUCUUUUUAGCCAAGACGGAUCAUGAAGAAAGAUACUAUAUUUUUCAAGCUAUGGUGAUCCCAGCUGAAAAGGAUAAUUUGGACUUCCUGGUCGUCAGGAAAAGGGAAGAGAGAGGUUGGUGCAGAUGCUAUUGGAUGUAAAUCUCACUAUGUUAUUUGACUACCUUGUUCAUAUUUUUGUUGGACAUAUUAAAAUAGUAAUGGAUGCUGAGUUUUUCAAAUAUAUUGAGGUUAGCUUUCUACUGGAUGAUGUUUGAAAUGUUUCUGAUAAUGAAGUUUUGGUGCUGAAUUUUCCAAAUAUAUGCAAAGUUAUUCCUUUUUUUACUAGGUAGAGAUCCAUCAGUUGCUUUUUGUUGUUUGUAUAUAAAUUGCUCUGUUUUCUAUUUUCAAAUAAUCCAUACGAUGUAGUUUGCUGAUUUUAGUGAAACAGGUGAAUGGUUUCAUAGAGUGUGUGGAACUCAUAUUUUACAAUGUGCAAUUUUCUCACCUAUAGCAAUAAAUUCUCGGUGUUGCUUUGUGUCUUUGGUUAUGCAGUUUUUCUUGGUUGAAUUAAAGAUACGUAUCAUUCUUCCCUUGGUUUAAUUUUGUUCUGAGAAACUGCUAUGUUAUUUUAAGGGAAAAAAAUUAGUACUAAUAUUUUUUCCUUCACUGAAGCUUCUUUUUUCAGAAAAUCAUAUUCAUUCUGAUUAUGCUGAAGAAAGGAACGUGACAAUCAUGUUUCUGUUAAUGUGCUACGAGUGUUGUGGCUCUCCUAUUAUAACUUUUGCUUUAUUACUCAAAGAAUGGCUGAAUUUUCAGCUUUUGCAGUUUACUCUCCAACUUUUAUGUCUUUUUUUGUUAUUAAUAUUAUACAGGUGAAGAAACAUCACAGAUCCUAUUUGGGGGAUGCAAAUCUCUCUAUGUUAUUCGACUGCCUUGUUCAUAUUUUUGUUGUACAUGUUAAAAUAGUAAUGGAGUGUAUGUGAAAAAGAUGGAAACACUUAGAUUUGACCUUAAAUUUAAGGAAAUAAUGUGUUCCUCUCUUUUGGAUCAUUCCUCUAUUUAAAUGAAUGUGUUUCAUUUUCUCAA